Molecule: messenger RNA, 1927 nt
Organism: Hydra vulgaris (swiftwater hydra)
Lineage: Eukaryota; Metazoa; Cnidaria; Hydrozoa; Anthoathecata; Hydridae
Source: RefSeq, a predicted model, not a curated record
GCUUUUUGCGACCAAUAAUUGUUUGAAAAUCUCUUCAGAAGUUUCUAAUUUGCUCAAAAGUUAUCUAUAAAUCAUUAACAUUUUACAAAUUUAUGAAACUUCUCAAUAAAAGAAUAAAAGUCAAAUGUUUUACUGGGUUGCCAAAAAUAUAUAGUAUAUAAAAGAGUUACCCAAACUAUGCCCUUACAUAAAGCCAAAGUGUAAGGAAUUUUUAAAGUAAUGAUUAAAGCCUUUAUGUUGAUGCGCAGAAAAAAAAUUGUUAUUGCUAUUGGUUUGGCAAGCAUUUUUGUUAUACUUUUGGUUCCAAAAACUCUUUUUACAAAUAAUUCAAUUGUCAGUAACUUCUUUGAAGAUAGUCAGGCCUAUUGCAAUAAAGCAGCAGAUGUUACAGGAGAUGAAGGAAGAAAUCUUCAAGGGUAUGAGCUAUUACAAGUUCAAGUUAUUAUUAGACACGGUGAUCGAGCUCCUAUUGAAUUGGAUGCGUUACCAAAUACAAGCCCUGUUCAUAUAUCAUGCUUGUUUCAUAAACAUGCAGAAACAAACUAUGGCACUUUGAUGCAAAGAUUUGAAAAAGUCAUGAGCAAAAGUCCAUUUCUAGUGGUAAACAGUAAAAAUACUGAGUUAGUACAACAGUCUAUCUAUUGUAAAGGUGGGCAGCUGACUCCUCAUGGUUAUCUGCAGCACUUGUUUCUUGGUAAAUAUCUUAAGUUUAGAUAUAAAGAUUUUUUAGACAAUCUAACUGUUGAUCGAGAUAUAUUAGUGAAAUCAACCGAUGUUGCUCGAACUAUACAAAGUGCAGCUGCUUUACUUUCAGAAUUGUUCUAUGAUUAUAAAAAAGACCAUUCUAUAAUUAUUUAUGUUUAUAAUGAUCAAGUUGCUGAUGGUCAUAUGCUUUUAGAUGAAAAUAAUCAAAAUUUGGCUUGUCAUAAGCUACCUGAAAUAAUGAGUUUUUUUGAAAAAAAAUCUAAUACUUGGAAGGAGUUUGUAAACAAGUUAUUUCCUAUACUCAAAAAUAUUGCAAAUGUUCUUCAUUUAGAAAAAAAAGAUUUACCCCCAAUCAAUAGAAUUGUUGAUAUUUUAUAUACACGGUUAUGUCACAAUAAAGGAAUUCCUCGUGGUCCUGGUGAAAAGCUUUCAUCAAAAGUUGUUAAAGAUGCUUUCAAAGUUGCUCAUGAAUACACAAUUGUAAAACACGGUGCAGUUGCAGAAUACCAGUCUCUAUCUAUUCUCUCACAAAUGGCUAAACAUGCAUUUGAUAUUAUUGUUGGAAAAGCAUCCAAAAAAUUUGUACUAUUUUCUGGACAUGACUCAAUGAUUACUCCAUUUUUGAUGCUAUUAGAAAUCUAUGAUGGAAAAUGGCCUCCAUAUGCAUCAAGAGUUGUUGUGGAGUUUUAUUUGAAGAAUAACAAUACAGCAAGUGUUAAACAAAAGAUUGAGAACACUUUUUUUAGAGUCAUAUACAAUGGUGUUAUUGCAAAGAAAAUCAGUUUUUGUAAAUCAAGUGAUUUUGAAACACUUUGCUCACUACUUGCAUUAUUUGAUUAUGUUUCUAAUGGAUCAUUUAAUAUAAAUGGUGACUUAAGUAGGAAGAACGUUCAUAAAUUAUUGUUUACUCGUAUUAAAUAUAUUUGUGAAUUAUAGCUGUUUAAAUUUCAAAAAAGAAAGUUUUACUAUUUAAUGUUCUUGAAUAUUUAUGUGCUAAAUAUUUUUUAAAGGUUAGUUUUCUAUAGUUUAUUAUUUUUUAUUGAUUUAUUGCUGGUAACUGCAUUAAAUAUUUGUAGUUUUUUGAAGAUUAGCUUUUAUUUUUGCAAAAAAGCAUAUUGAAGAAGUUGUACUUUUUAAUUUUUUUUUUAAUUAAUGAUGAUGAUUAUGGUUAAUGAUGGUAAUUCACCUGUUUUAAUAUAUUACAACAGGUGAAUCAUCAUAG